Ipomoea triloba (trilobed morning glory) is the source of this 2168-nucleotide messenger RNA. Its product is annotated as probable protein phosphatase 2C 35. Lineage: Eukaryota; Viridiplantae; Streptophyta; Magnoliopsida; Solanales; Convolvulaceae. Gene Ontology annotation, molecular function: protein serine/threonine phosphatase activity; cation binding. The record is from RefSeq and is a predicted model, not a curated record. The transcript is spliced from 6 exons. The coding region runs from base 656 to 1864 and encodes 402 amino acids. Gene Ontology annotation, cellular component: cytosol; nucleus. Gene Ontology annotation, biological process: protein dephosphorylation.
AUGCAUGAGCAACAGCAUGAUGGAUGGUACCUCACACGCAUAAAAACCAAAAAACCCUUUACCAAACCUCAUUUUCCCAAUCCCCAAAUCCCUUAAUUUCACAAUUUCAUAUCCCAUUUCUCCCCACAUUAGCAAAAAUGUAAUGAAUAACAUCUCAUAAAUAUCUGUAUCCCAAUCUUCUUUUCCAGGAUUAUUUUGCCCAAUUUUCAUUUUCUAUGCCUGGAAAGAGACCCCACAAACCCAACACCUCCUGUCCUCUUCUGCUUACAUUUCUUUACAUGAUCACCUCAGAAUCGUCCCUAUCUGUUGCAUCUCCGUGUUGAUCUUUUUCUUCAUUUUACGGAGGUUCUUUGGUAUCAUCAACAAAUGGCUUUGCUUGGAAACCCAUAUUUCUGAAGCAGCAUUACAAUUUGGAGAAUACCCAGUUGCAUAUUUCUGAACAAGAAUUCUGUUUAUCUCUGGGUUUUGAUUCCAGUGGAUCAUCCAUUGAAUGCCCAUAUUUUAGUGGGCAUGCUGCAAUUUAGUGCAUACCCAUUUGUCCAUUUUCAUUGAGAAUUUUGAUUCUCUGCAGUUUGAGGGCUUUUGUUUCUGUCAAGAUUGUUCACAAAUAGUUGGUGGUGGGGGGUUGUGUGGGUACUUUAAUUUGGGUUGAGAAAUGGGAUGUAUUCAUGGGAAAUGUUGUUGUAAACACCCUAAAUCUUCAGAUGGGGAUAACAGGGAAAAUUUGGGUAAAAAACAUAUUUCUGCAGUUUGUUCAUCAUGUGUUGCUCAUGUGCCUUCUGAGAACUUGAAGUUAGAGUGUUCUGUUCUUACACAGCGCGGUUUUUACCCCGAAUCCCCUGAGAAGGAAAAUCAAGAUUGCUAUUGUGUUAACACGCAGCUACUGGAUAAUCCAAAUGUGCAUUUCUUUGGUGUGUUUGAUGGGCAUGGGCAGUUUGGUACAGAAUGCUCGGUCUUUGUUAAGGAUAGGUUAGUGGAGAUUAUGUCAAAUGAUCCUACAUUGUUGGAUGAUCCUGUCAAGGCUUACAAUUCUGCGUUUUUAACGACUAACGAGGAGCUUCACAAUAGCAGUAUAGAUGAUUCUAUGAGCGGGACAACUGCUAUAACGGCUCUACUUGUUGGGAACAUGUUGUAUGUUGCAAACGUAGGUGAUUCACGGGCGGUGCUAGCUGUUAAGGAAGGGAAUAGAGUUGUGGCUAGAAACUUGUCCUCUGACCAGACUCCUUUCAGGAACGACGAAUGCAACAGAGUGAAGCUUUGCGGGGCUAGAGUUCUGAGUGUCGAUCAAGUAGAGGGACUUAAGGAUCCAGAAAUUCAGUCAUGGGGUGAUGAGGAGAAGGACGGCAGUGAUCCACCUAGGUUGUGGUUUCAAAACGGGAUGUAUCCCGGGACUGCCUUUACACGGAGCAUUGGGGAUAGUAUAGCAGAGAAAAUUGGCGUUGUUGCUACUCCCGAGGUAUCAACAGUACAGCUAAACGCUAAUCAUCCCUUUUUUGUAGUUGCAAGUGAUGGCGUCUUUGAGUUCCUCUCCAGCCAAACCGUGGUGGACAUGGUAAGCAAAUACCCAGAUCCAAAAGAUGCAUGCUCAGCAAUCGCUGCAAAAUCAUACAAAAGAUGGCUACAGCAUGAAACCCGAACAGAUGAUAUAACAAUCAUCAUCGUAUAUAUUAAAGACUUAUUCCAUUCAGGUGUUAGAACCACUGACUGCUGUGAAGGAAAUGGAGAAGGGGAAAUGGUGUCUGAAGUAUUUUACACUCCUCCGGGAUCGGAAGCUUCUCCACCGGUGAGAAGUGGUAUCUCUGAACUGCAGUCUUAUCAUCCAACUGUAUCGCUAUAUCAAUCUUCACAAACCGUUAUUCCAUAGCUGACCAUCUGACCUUAACUGAACCAAUAGACAGUCAUGAAUUUACACUUCUUCCUGUUUUCAUGUGCAUAAAAGGCUGAAAUGGUGGCUGGCUGGAGCUGGGAAGGCAGGUGCAUGAAAUUGGCAGUGAAACCUAUUCUUCUUUUCUUUUUCUGCAAAUUCUCUGCCCAUGGACUUAGCCUCUUAGUGAUAUAUGUAUUAUGAAGUCAUUUCCCAACUCUAUGUAUGCCUUAUCUGUUAUGUAUAACACCAAGAAGUAGCUGAUUUCAGCACAUGAAAGCUGUUGAAAAUGGUUCUCAGUGGA